Molecule: messenger RNA, 1571 nt
Organism: Salvia miltiorrhiza (redroot sage)
Lineage: Eukaryota; Viridiplantae; Streptophyta; Magnoliopsida; Lamiales; Lamiaceae
Product: transcription factor BC1-like
Exons: 8
Coding region: 265-1158 (297 amino acids)
Biological process (GO): regulation of DNA-templated transcription
Cellular component (GO): nucleus
Molecular function (GO): protein dimerization activity; DNA-binding transcription factor activity
Source: RefSeq, a predicted model, not a curated record
AUGGGUAUAGUAUAAGAUAUGUUCUCUCUCUGUUUUCCCGGUCCCCAGUGCUUAUAUAUAUAGGUGAGCCCUCUCGACAUUGUAUCAGAAUCAGACACACAAUCUGAUACUAUUAUCGAUCAAGUUUAUUUGAGAGAGAGAGAGAGAUAUCAAUCGUAAUCAUCAUCAUCAUCAUCAUAAAUCCGAGGCCAAUUCUGGAGAAUCUCUCUCCCAUCACUUUCUAAAAUUUUCUUUGUUCCACUUCCAAAGCAAGCAGAGAAAAACAUGGCAGCCUUUUCAUCAACAUCAUUUCACCACCACCAUCCUUUUCUCCUCGACUCUCUUUUCCACCCAAACGCAACCACCAUUGAUGCUAUUGCCAACAACAAUCAUCUCUCCUCUCACAACUUCAAUCCUUCUUUUCUCCCAAACAUGGAUAACAAUUCCUCUUCCAUUGUGACUGAUCAUAAGCAUGAAAGCAAUGACCAAAUCACUCAAAACUUCGUCACUCCCAUGGACAAUAAGAAGAGGAAAUGCAAAUCCCGCUCUUCUGCAAAUUCUGCUCAAUCCAAGGAUAAGAGAGAAGUGAAGGGAAAGAAGCAGAAGAAAAUAAAAGAUGAUGAAGAAAAGAAGAAUAACUCCAAAGAAAUUAAAGCUGCAGAAGCAGCAGGCUACAUACAUGUAAGGGCUAGGAGGGGCCAAGCUACUGAUAGUCACAGUCUUGCUGAGAGGGUAAGGAGAGAGAGAAUAAGUGAAAGAAUGAAGCUGCUACAGACUCUUGUUCCUGGUUGUGACAAGGUAACUGGGAAGGCCCUCAUGUUGGACGAAAUUAUUAAUUAUGUUCAAUCCCUCCAAAAUCAAGUUGAGUUUCUCUCAAUGAAGCUUGCUUCUGUGAAUCCCAUGUUCUAUGACUUUGGGGUGGACUUGGAAUCAUUCAUGGUUAGGCCUGAUCAGGAUCUUAGUGACUUGCCAUCCCCAACAAGCCCACAUGCAGAAUCAUUAAUGGUUGCCAACAACUAUAAUUUUCUUGAAAAUCCUCUUCUGUUUCAACAAGCUCAACUUCCAUGUGUCCUCCCAUACCCACAGGGAAGCAGACAGACCUUGUGGGAAGUGGAUGAGCAUAGACAAAAAAAUUUCAAUCAGUCAGGAUUCAACAACAGCCUGUUUUCAUUCCAUUAAUAUAAACUCCAGCAUCUAGCCCUACACCAUCUGGUACGUUAUAAGAAUUUGAUUGAUCGAGGAAAAAUACAGUGGCAAAUGAAAGCAAAUGCUCAUAAUAUUUCUAAUUAAAGAAGGGGAAAAAAUCAAGUCGCAUUGAUAGAUUUGAUGAGUAUCAAAAAGGGCUAAAAAAGUCGGUGGAUAUAAUCUAUGGACAGAUUAUAUGAUCUUUAUCAGAUCCCUUUAUUCCUCUUCAGAAUUUGACUCUCAAUUAUGGCCGCACAUUUUCCCGUGCUUGUAAAUUUAGGCACAAAUUAUGUAAAGGGAAAUUAAGAUUAAUUAAUUAGCAUUUCUAUGCGUUGAGGAUAUAUUGUAUUGAAUGUUGUGAACUAGCAUUUGCAAUUUCAUUAUAUCUUAUUCUUACUAUUACUAUA